GUAAGGAGCAACGCCCCAAAUGCCGUGGCCGCUUGCUCGGCCGGUUCAGUUCAGCGGCGCCGUCGUGCCUCGACGACGGCGGAAGACGCCGCAGGCAGGUGAGACGGGCGGUGACUAGCGACCGCGUAGGCCGGCGUCGGGGUAGGGUGCGUCGGCGCGCGGGACUGCGACUUCGUGGGGAUUGAUUCUCGUCGCUGUUCUCUCUUCUUCUUCUCCGGCCGCGUCCGCGCGGGAUCGAGAGGUAGGGUUUGGGCCCCAACGUUCGUGUCUUUGGGGACAGCACCAGCGGCUGUGGCGGCGAUGGACUACACCAACGCCAUCCACAUCAUCCCGGACGCGGCGGGUCCCGACGCCUGGACCAACGCGGCGCCGUCCACGGGCGGGGAUGCCGCCAUCUGGGCCACCGAGGACGACUACCGCCAGUGGAACGCAGACCCGGGCUACGGCGACCGGAACCCGUCCUCGCGGGCGGGGAGCGAGCAGCCGCCGCCAGGCAAGAAGGCUCGCGGCGGGGCCGGGGCCGGGGGCGGGGGUGGGGGCGGGGGCGGCAGCGAUGGCGGGAGCGGGAGCAGCACUAGUAAAUCGCGCGCCAUCGGGAAGAUGUUCUUCAAGACCAAGCUCUGCUGCAAGUUCCGCGCCGGGACCUGCCCCUACGUCACCAACUGCAACUUUGCGCACGGCAUGGAGGAGCUCCGCAAGCCACCGCCCAACUGGCAGGAGAUCGUGGCCGCCCAUGAGGAGGCCACGGAGCAGCGGGAGGAGCACCAGAUCCCCAUCAUGACCUCGGGAAGUGUCGUCGCUGGAGACGGCGGCGGCGGCGGCAGCUCGCAAGGGGGCAGGGCGUACAAGGGUCGACACUGCAAGAAGUUCUACACUGAAGAGGGCUGCCCCUAUGGUGACGCGUGCACCUUCCUGCACGAUGAGCAGUCCAAGGCGCGGGAGAGCGUGGCCAUCAGUCUCUCGCCCACGGUUGGCGCUGGGGGAUACAAUGCUGCUGCCUCUGCCAAUGGAGUGAUGGUGCAGAAGCCAUCCAACUGGAAGACCAGGAUCUGUAACAAGUGGGAGAUGACUGGAUACUGUCCAUUUGGGAGCAAAUGCCACUUUGCUCAUGGUUCUGCUGCUAUAACUGCAGAACUUCACAAGUAUGGAGGGGGCCUCAUGGACGUAGAUGGCAGGGAUAUCGCGUCUACUCCGGACUCGAAGCAAGCUGGUGCUUCUACUAAAGCUCCCGCUGACUCUGCUGCUGCAUCCACUGCAAUGCCUCCUCAUGCAGACGUGUACCAUCUCGGCAUCCAGUCACAGCGCUCCACCAUCGUCAGCCAGAGAUCUGGACAGCUGCAAAGGCCCAUUCAGAAAUGGAAGGGCCCUGACAAGAUCAGCAGGAUCUAUGGUGAUUGGAUAGAUGAGAAUGAGUAGGAAGGAUCUAUGUUAGGCCGCGAAGGGAGGCUGUUAGUAUCUGUGUGACUCCGCGUCAGCUGGUGAAGGUUUACCAGGCAUAGAAACCUUGUCUUGACACAAUGCAGGGUGUUUGUCUUAUGUUAUGUUUCUGCGUGCCCUGCUGUUGUCUCUGUUGUAAGCAUGCUUAACAGCUUAAGUCAAGAUCAACUUUGCAAGACCUAAAUUGGGAAGGUAUAAACUGCUGGAACAUAUGGUCACUUUCAUC
Messenger RNA from Sorghum bicolor (sorghum), 1663 nucleotides. Its product is annotated as zinc finger CCCH domain-containing protein 56. The transcript has 3 exons. NCBI's taxonomy places the organism in Eukaryota, Viridiplantae, Streptophyta, Magnoliopsida, Poales, Poaceae. Gene Ontology annotation, molecular function: metal ion binding; mRNA binding. The record is from RefSeq and is a predicted model, not a curated record. Bases 301 to 1416 code for a protein of 371 amino acids.